GAUGCGGCGGGACGCGGAGUAGCUGCUGCUGGAAUGGUGGAGCGAGCCGUAGCCAUGAAGUACAAGAAUCUGAUGGCAAGAGCCCUGUACGAUAACGUCCCCGAAUGUGCAGAAGAGUUGGCCUUCCGCAAAGGAGACAUUUUGACGGUGAUAGAACAGAACACCAAAGGUCUUGAAGGAUGGUGGCUCUGCUCCUUACACGGCCGGCAAGGCAUCGUCCCAGGCAACCGUGUGAAACUCCUGAUAGGUCCAGUGGUACAGGACAGUCUGUCUGGCCAGGAUAUGCCCAGCUCAGGAUUGAUGAAUCAAUCUUUCAACCAGCAAAAGAUCUACCAAGUGCCAAGCUCACAUGCUGUAGCACGGGACCCUGUCUACCAAGUGCCACCUUCCCAUCAGAAUCAGGGAAUUUACCAAAUACCCACUGGUCAUGGUCUAGUGGGACAAGAUAUUUACCAGGUGCCACCCUCCAUGCAGAGGUGUGCUGAUGGUCCAGCUCUGACUAACAAGGUAAUAACUCCAGUGAGGUCAGGACAAGGUUAUGUUUAUGAACUCCCUUCCAAAUACCAGAAGGAUACCUACGAUAUCCCCCCUGUUCGCCCUCUCCAAGGGGUAUAUGACAUUCCCCCCACAUCAGUUAAGGGGCCUGCACUUCCAGUUCACAUGGGAGAAGCAAAAGCUUUAGGAGUGUAUGACAUACCACCUGCCAAAGGGGUCUAUGCUACACCUCAGUCUGCAUGCCAAGAUGAUACAGGCCUGAGGGAAAAUUUGCAGGAUUUUUCAUCUUCACUGGGCCACAGUGUAAGACCAGAAGGAGCAUAUGAUAUUCCUCCUCCCAUCACCAAAGCAAUUGGAAAAGAACUUAAUAGAUUUUCCCCUGAGAGCCUGUUAUUGCCGGGUGGAAUGCCACAGACACAAAGUGUUUAUGACAUCCCUAUGAACCAUCAAAACCAUUUUCUUGGACAGCAAAUUGCACCUGAAAAAGAUGUUUAUGAUACCCCAAGGGGCAUUGCAUUUCCAGGACAACAGGCAGGACUCAGUAAAAGUCUCAUUGCAGAAGGAAGAGAAGGUGUAUAUGAUGUGCCACCAGCAGUCCUCCAAGACAAUAGAGGUUUACAGGAUGUGACUGAUGGGAUGAAUAGGUUGUCUUUCUCCAGUACAGGAAGCACAAGGAGUAAUAUGUCCACAUCUUCAACAACAUCAAAAGACUCUUUUUCAGCAUCAACUGCACAGGACAAAAGGCUAAUCCUUGAUCCAGACACUGCUAUAGAGAGGCUUUAUCGCCUCCAGCAGAUGGUGGAGACAGCUGUCAAUAACCUCACAGCCUUCAUUACACCAGACUGGCGGUCCUAUGGAUAUAUGGAGAAACACAUCAAUGAAAUUCACACUGCUGUGGAUAAGGUAGAACAGUCGCUGUGGGAGUACCUGCAGUUUGCAAAAGGAUCAGCAGCCAAUGCUUCCUGCCUAUCUGAAUUCAGCCUUCUUAACAAAAUGAGGAGGGAGGUGCAAAGGCUGGAGGACUCUCACCAGAUCCUUACCCAAACUAGUCAUGACUUGAACAGAUACAACUGGUCUUUGAAUGUCCUGGCUGUUAACAGAGCACAGAACAAGUGUGACGACCUGGAUCGGUUUGUUAUGGUGGCAAGGACGGUGCCGGACGAUGCCAAGCAACUGACCACUACUAUCAGUGUCAACGCAGAGGUGCUCUUCAAACAGGUGCUGGGCGGCUCACGUUUCAAAAACAUACCUGAGAAUAUAAUGAACGCUCCCAACUGUGUCUAUGACAAUCCUCAGAUGCAGCAUCAUGGAGAGCAAGCACAGAACCCCUGCAGUUCCCUUCCUCCGCUCCUGAGUAAAGGUCAGCACCCAUACAGUACCACCAGCGAAGGCUCGGAAAAGAGCUGGAUGGAUGACUACGAUUAUGUUCACCUGCAGGGGAAGGAAGAGUUUGAAAGGCAACAGAAGGAGCUGCUGGAAAAGGAAAAUAUCAUCAAGCAGAGCAAAGUGGAACUAGAGCACCAUCAGAUCAAUCAGUUUCAACGUCUGGAGCAAGAGAUCACCAAGCCAGUAGAAAACGACAUCUCAAAAUGGAAGCCACCUCAAGCUUUCCAGAACACAAACAGCACUGCCACCUCCCAAGACAGCCGCCUGCUUUUAUUCUACUCUGACCAAUGUGAGACUCACUUCAACUCCCUCCUAAAUGCCAUUGAUGCCUUUUUCAGUUGUGUCAACUCUUCUCAGCCCCCCCGAAUUUUUGUGGCUCACAGCAAAUUUAUCAUUUUGAGCGCUCACAAACUUGUGUUCAUUGGGGACACACUCGCAAGGCAAAUGACAACUCAGGACAUAUGCAACAAAGUGAUGAACUCCAGCAACCAGUUGUGUGAACUGCUGAAGAGUGUUGUUCUGGCCACCAAGGGGGCUGCCUUGAGUUACCCCAGCACAGCAGCCCUACAGAAGAUGGUGGACCGAGUAACAGAGCUGUCUCAUCACGCACAGUUGUUCAAACUCUCACUGGUCCAAAUGGCGUCCUUAUGAAACCCAGUAAAAUCCAAUCUGUGAGCAGCAAAACAAGAGCAGAGAAACUGGAGCUAUUUUUAUGUAAAUGUUAUCUUUUUUUAGAUAUUUUUUAUUAAAUAUUUUAAAUACAUUCUUGUGCAUUAGAGAGUCUAAUUAAAUCAGGGAUCUGGGAAUAUUGUUUGGUUCUGUAUCACGUUUCUUAUACACGUUUAGAUUUGUAUACACUGCAUAUAUGUAUAUGUUGCUACAUUCCCUAAAACAUCAGUUAAGCACCUUAAGAGUUACGCGUCAGGUAAACAGUGCGUAUCUUUUGUAUAUACAGCCUGUUUCCUCAGUAUAUUUGUUAACUGGAUGCUGCACUCUUCUUGUUUCAUUCCAUCUUGAUGCUGGCACAUGGACUUGGUUGUGAAACCUACUUGUAGCAAUCCAUGAAGCAAGUGUAAUGGUUCUCAUAGAACUCCAUUCCCUCCUUAGAAAUUACUUUCUAUAGGUUAAUUCCGUGAAGUUUAACUCCUCUUGAGGUUACUUUGGUAUGUGAAACAUUUGGUCAUUCUGACCAACAUAUAUGCACAAUUACAAGGAGCAACAUAUCAAGCAAGGUGUACAGCAUUCGGGAGAAAAGCAUUUUUAGGCCACGUAAGAAAGAGAACCUUCUAAGGAGGAAGGCAAAAUUGUUCAUACUUAUGGCAUUCAAAUUUCACUGUUUCUAAAGACUAUGCAACAUUGGAUUUCAAAAUGUGGAUGGAUUCCCAGCAAUGUAAUUUCAUACAUUUUUACCUUGUAUGCGCUUGCAUUGGCAAUUUAAUUUAACAGUCAGGGUUGAAAGCCUUAUUGUUUAUGGACUCAGUGUUAUCCUGAGGGCAUCUCAGGAUCCACUGGGCUCAUCUUUGAAACUGUGGAUGAGCAAUGUUUCAAAAUACCUAUCCCUUUCAGAGGGAUUAACAUACAAAUUGUAAUUUGUAUGGAAAGAAAAAAGGUUAAUUUGAAAUAACAGAUAUUCAAACAUCUCUAUAGCAUACACACAAUUUAAUGAAGAAAUAGCACUUAAUUUUCUAGGACAUACUAUUGCAUCUGUUGCAAUUCAGAAUUGCAUCUGUUGCAAUUCUGACUUCUGUUCAACCACUGGGCUUUUUUUUUCCAAAUUCCGUUGCGUAGGUGCUGAUCCUUUCUGCACUACACUGUUGCCAAAAAAUGACCUCCUGUUUUAAUGGGGCCAUUCCAUCAGUAAGUACACAGCUAGUAAUUUUUAAUGUAGACACUUAUAAAUUGUUAGCAGAGUGGUAGACUCCUUUAGAAAUUUCAUGUAUGCUGGUUGCUCUAAAAGAUGUAUUGGCUUAUUGGUCUUCAUUGCCUUUUGUGAACCCCCUGAAAUAAGUCACAGAACACUGUUUGCCUGUGGUCCCCAGCCUAAAAGCCAUGCUUCAAGGUGAGCAAUACCUCAGGUAAAUUCCAGGUGAUUCCGGCAUUUUUAAAGCAGAAACACUACUCUCCUUGUACAAUUCAAGGUAGUCCCACAUUGGUAUGUUCUGAGCACUUGACAGAUCACUAGUAACUACAUGGUCAUGAGGUCAGUAGCCACCUGGAAAACAGGCACUUCUGCCUAACUCCUUACUUUACCAAUUGUAGCCAAACACGUGCCUUAUUGAAAUGGGAUUUGUCAUCUUAGAUAACAAAACCAUUUCAGCAGUGUGUGAAAUACUGCAGCCUUAAUGUAUUGUCUUAGAGUGAAGAUCACUCUUCACUAUCAUAAUGUCACUUCUAGAGUCUGCAGAACGUUUCUGGAAGGGCAGUGGAAGCCAGCACACCCCCAGCUGGCUCAGAAAGGGCUCCAAGGCUAACAUCCCAAAAAGGGCAGUUACACUAUUGCAACCCAUAGCCAGUUGCCAAAAAGCAAUCCAUGUGAACCUGUUUUGUACUAGUGUUGUUUGGGAUUCUUCUGGAGUUCCUUGUUCAAUUUUUUCACUGUAUAUUCUUAGAAAGUGAAAGUACGAUUUGAAGUCUAGUGUUUAUGUUGAUAGUUUGUGCUUUCCAAAGGAGAACCUGUAUUGCAACCCUGUAUUACAGUUUGUUAUCUUGUAGAGAGUCAUUUUGAAAUGAUUAAAAUUACUAGCUUUUUCAUAUAAAAA
Messenger RNA from Chiroxiphia lanceolata (lance-tailed manakin), 4640 nucleotides. It is a transcript of the gene NEDD9, whose product is annotated as neural precursor cell expressed, developmentally down-regulated 9. Gene Ontology annotation, cellular component: plasma membrane; cytoplasm. The coding region runs from base 34 to 2532 and encodes 832 amino acids. The transcript has 7 exons. Gene Ontology annotation, molecular function: protein binding. Gene Ontology annotation, biological process: cell migration; cell surface receptor protein tyrosine kinase signaling pathway. NCBI's taxonomy places the organism in Eukaryota, Metazoa, Chordata, Aves, Passeriformes, Pipridae. The record is from RefSeq and is a predicted model, not a curated record.